GGCUGGGCCUUGAACAUUUAUUUACUUUGUUUUAGAUUUAUACGACGACGACUGCAGCUUGGACUUUCGAUAACAUUAACAAUGGCUGAAAAAUGGAAGAGCACAGCUCUUCUUGUCAUUGAUAUGCAGAGUGAUUUCAUACAUGAAGAUGGUCUUAUGCGAGUAAAUGGAGGCAAAGCCAUAGUCCCCAAUGUUAUUGAGGCAGUUCAAGUAGCUCGGCGGCGCGGCAUUCUCGUAAUCUGGGUUGUUCGUGAGCAUGACCCGAAAGGUAGAGAUGUUGAACUAUUUCGCCGGCAUCUAUAUGGUGAUGGUAAAUUGGGUCCAACUGUAAAGGGCAGUUUGGGUGCAGAAUUGGUUGAAGGGCUGGUGAUUAAAGAAGCGGACUAUAAGUUGGUGAAGACCCGUUUCAGUGCUUUCUUUAAUACCCAUCUUCAUUCAAUUCUUCGGGGUGCUGGGAUCGAUAGUUUAGUGAUUACUGGUGUUCAGACUCCCAACUGUAUAAGACAAACAGUUUUUGAUGCUGUGGCGCUGGAUUACCAGUCUGUUAAAGUAAUUGUUGAUGCUACGGCUGCUGCUACACCUGAGAUACACGCAGCCAACAUAUUUGAUAUGAAGAAUGUUGGAGUUGAUGCACCAACCUUGAAAGAAUGGUCUGAGCAUGAUGCUUGAUGGUCUACUUGGGAUUCAGUCACCUCGGAGGCACGCAGUAAAAUGGUCAUAUAUAUCUUGUCUAUAUAAGUAUGCUUGUUCCUAUAAGGAGGUGUGUGCUAAUUUUCUGUAUUGUCUCUCUACUCGUGUCGUUGCAGUUAUUCAUAUAGAGGAAAGCUUGUAAUGUGAAGAACAAAUAAUAUGCCCAAAUUGUCAAUUAAAUUCCCUUAUCAUAGAAAAA
Humulus lupulus (European hop) is the source of this 889-nucleotide messenger RNA. RefSeq names its product probable inactive nicotinamidase At3g16190. The transcript is spliced from 5 exons. NCBI's taxonomy places the organism in Eukaryota, Viridiplantae, Streptophyta, Magnoliopsida, Rosales, Cannabaceae. The record is from RefSeq and is a predicted model, not a curated record. The coding region runs from base 82 to 669 and encodes 195 amino acids.